Messenger RNA from Acanthamoeba castellanii str. Neff, 240 nucleotides. RefSeq lists its product as uncharacterized. Bases 1 to 240 code for a protein of 79 amino acids. The record is from RefSeq and is a predicted model, not a curated record. The transcript has a single exon. Lineage: Eukaryota; Discosea; Longamoebia; Acanthamoebidae.
AUGUCGCGCUUGUUCUUCAUCCAACUCGUGGCUGUCGUCGUCGCCUUCGUGUUCGCCUUCGCUGUCUUGGCCGACGCUCAGGCGACGCCCUCGCCCUCGGCUUCGCCCUCGGCCCUUCCCUCUGCCCUGCCCUCGGCCGCGGCCUCUCCCUCGCACUCGCCCAAGGCCUCCACCGUGCCCUCGUCCUCGGCCUCGUCGCUCAACGGUUUCCUCUUUGAGGCCAUCUCUCACCUCUUUUAA